This is a messenger RNA of Dama dama (fallow deer), 3848 nucleotides long. RefSeq names its product zinc finger protein OZF-like. The transcript has 6 exons. NCBI's taxonomy places the organism in Eukaryota, Metazoa, Chordata, Mammalia, Artiodactyla, Cervidae. Bases 550 to 1920 code for a protein of 456 amino acids. Gene Ontology annotation, biological process: regulation of DNA-templated transcription. The record is from RefSeq and is a predicted model, not a curated record.
UAGUGGGUGGGAUUUUGGUAGCGACGGCCGAGUGCAGGACUGGGAGUGUCUGGGUUUGUCAACGAGCUGCACUGCUUUAUCUGGCAGGGGGUGCCCUCUUCCCAAGGCUUGACCCACGGAUGGGACUGGGAGGCGCUUUGGGAACGCAGCGCGCACGCGUACUGACGCCCAUGGAGGCGGGGCCAGGUACCCCAGAGUAACGGACACGCCGCCGCGCGGUCGCCCGUGGGGGCGUGGUUUCGUGCCCGCGGGGGCCGGUGAGGGGAGGCUGCGCAGGCGCGUAGCGUCGCGGCCGAUUUCUGGAGGGGCGGAAGCGCUGUGGGGACAGACAUUAGGCAGAAAUGGCUGCCUCAGCCAUGAAGGAGUGUGAAGGAAAUACAUGUAAAGCCCUCAGCACAGUAACUAUGGUUACAGUCAUUUUCAGUCAAUGACCAUUUUGAGGAACAGAUGUGGAGACAUCGCACUAGACUCUCUCACAACUUGGAGAACCAGUAAAUCUCAAAAAAAGCUCCACAUUCACAGGACUCUGUUCUUCAAGAGAGAGACCUCAUGAAGGGGAGCAUGGCCACUGGACCUCUGGAAGGCACAUCACAGCGGUCACUGACAUUCCGAGAUGUGGCCAUCGACUUCUCCCAAGAAGAGUGGGGAUUCCUGGACCCUGCUCAGAGAGAACUGUACACAGCUGUGAUGUCAGAGACUUACCAGAACCUGGUCUGGCUGGGCAUAUCUGUUGCUGACCCCAACAUAGCCUUCCUAUUGGAGCGAGGCCCACAGCCCUGGGUGAUGAGGGAGGAGGAUGCAGAAGCUCCAGGGGCAGAGAGUGAAUCAACACAGAAAAGCAAGGAAUUGUCUUUAAGGAAGAGAAUAAAAGGAGAAACAUACCAUUAUGAAAGAGUGAUGAAAAAAACAAGCAGCACGGGUAGAGAAUAUGAAAAAGCCUCCAGCACCAGGGCAUACCUCAUCAUCCAUCAGAAGAUGAAGGAGGAAGAGAAAUGCUACCAGUGCUUCGAGUGUGGGAAAUCCUUCCGUCGUCGAUCAACUCUCAUCCAGCAUCAGAGGAUCCACACAGGAGAGAGACCCUAUCAGUGCAGCAAGUGCGGCAAAGCCUUCAACCAGAAGGCCCACCUCGCCCAACACCAGCGCACUCACACGGGUGAGAAGCCCUACGCCUGCGGGCAGUGCACACGGGCCUUCAGCCAGGUGACACACCUCACCCAGCAUCAGAUCGUCCACACCGGAGAGAAGUUCCAUGGCUGCAGCGAGUGUGGGAAGGCCUUCAGCCGCCCCUCCGCCCUCGCGGACCACCAGAGAAUCCACAGCGGAGAAAAACCCUUCAAGUGCAAGGCCUGUGGCAGAGCCUUCACCCAGAGCGCCCAGCUCCUCAGACACCAGAAGAUCCACUCUGAAGACAAGCCCUACAGAUGCAGCAAGUGCACCAAGUCCUUCAUCCGGCUCUCCUCCCUGACGGAGCACCAGAGGACUCACACCGGAGAGAAGCCCUAUCAGUGUGAGGACUGCCCAAAGGCCUUCUGCCGCCUCGUGCAGCUCACUCAGCACCAGAGGACCCACACUGGUGAGAAACCCUACACGUGUCAGGAAUGCGGCCGGGCCUUCACCUGCAGGUCCCAUUUCAUUGUCCACAGGCGGAGUCACACAGGAGAGAGACCCUAUGAAUGUCAGGUGUGCGGGAAAACCUUCAACAAUCACUCCUCCCUGGUGACGCACGACAGGACUCACAGUGGAGUGAAGCCCUUCAGAUGCGAUGCGUGUGGGAAGGCCUUCAGCACAUCCUCCUCGCUCUGUCAACAUAAGAGGAUUCAUACUGGGGAAAAGCCCUACAGCUGCCACAAAUGUGGGAAGUCCUUCAGGUGCAGGUCACACCUUAGUCGACAUCAGCAAAUUCAUAUGGGAGAAUACUGACCAAAGCCAACCAGACUUGAAAAUGUUACUAUUCCAGUUACCUAACCAUCAGUCAAGAUCUUGAAAACAAGCAGCCUCACUUGACUCUGACUCUUAGAAAAGCAGCUUAUUCUCAAGGUCUCAGGAGCUCACUGAAAAAUAGAUAAUGAACCAGGACCUACUGUAUAGCACAGGGAACUAUACUCAAGGUUUUGUAAUAAGCUACAAAGGAAAUACAGCUCUGGUUUUUCCAGUAGUUGUGUACAGAUGUGAGACUUGGACCAUAAAGAAGGCUGCCCAUGGAAUUCUGUCCUUGAUCUGUAGUCUUCCCCAGGCAAGAAUACUGGAUUGGGUAGCUAUUCCCUUCUCCAGGGGAUCUUCCCAACCCAGGGAUCAAACCUGGGUUUCCUGCAUUGCACACAGAUUCUUUACUGUCUGAACCACCGGGGAAGCCUGAGCAUUGAAUUGAUGCUUUCUAAUUCUGGUGUUGGAGAAGACUCUCGAGAGGACUGCAAGGAGAUCAAACCAGUCAAUCCUACAGGAAAUCAAUCUCAGAUAUUCACUGGAAGGACUGAUGCUGAAGCUUCAGUACUUUGGCCACCUGAUGCAAAAAGCUGAUAUGUUGGAAAAAACCCUGAUACCUGGAAAGAUUGAGGGCAGGAGGAGAAGGGGGCAGCAGAGGAUGAGAUGGUUGAAUAGUAUCACUGACUAUUUGAGCAAAUAGGGACAUGAAUUUGAGCAGACUCCUGGAGACAGUGAAGGGCAGAGGAGCCUGGUGUGCUGCAGUCCAUGGGCUCUCAAAAAAUGGAGCACAACUUGGUGACUGAACAACAACAAUGGGAACUGAAUCUGGAAAAGAGCGGAUGUUUGUGUGUGCAUAACCGAAUCACCUUGCCGCACACCUGACACCAACACGAUAUUGUAGAUCAGCUGUGCUCCAAUGAAAACGAUUUGUUAACGCGCUCUUUGGAUGGAAUAACCGAAGACAGGGAGGAAGCAAAGCAAGUUAAAAGCAGAACAUGAAACCAUUGUCCUGCCAUCUGGAGAACUCUGGCCUCCUCCUCCCUGCAUCCUGCUCUGCUGCCAUCACUAAUAAACGGCAGCACUGCACAAGUGACUUUACUGGCCUGAGUCUGGGUGCCCUCACUUUUAAUGCCCUGAAACCAAGUUUACAAUGCAGGUGUCCUGACAGCCAAAGAUGAGGCCAAGAGAUCACCUCUUGGCUUUUGCUUCUGUCCUGAUGGGAGAGACACAUAUGCCACCAAGUUCACAGCAUUAGCAAGGGGUGGGCAGGGGCUUGGAUGUUGCAAAGUGUGAAAAAACAAACAGCCAUGACUUAAAACUUUACAUCUGAAAAAUGGUGCCCGAAUUUGGUCACAGGUUUAGCUUCAAAUUUCCCAACCAGCGGGCUUUCCUGAAUUUUCUCCCACACUUCCUCCUACAGCUGCUGUAUUUUAGUGAUCUCAUCACUGCACCUAUCACCUUUGAACAAGAAUCAAGAGGCUGACACAAAGGAACAGCACUAGGACAGAUAUAAGGGUUAUCAUAUUAAUAGAAGUUAGGGGAUAUUCCUAAACUGAGCACACAGGAUUUUUUUUCUCACUUUUUUCUUUUCAGUGCAUAUAUAAAAGCAUUUAUAAAAUGCAUGCACCAGUGUAGAGAAGAAAAAUACAUACUCGUUGUUUAGUCUCUUAAGUCAUGUCCGAUUCUUUUUCAACCCCACGGAUGGUAGCCUGCCAGCUUCCUCCUUCCGUGGGAUUUCCCAGGCAAGAAUACUGGAGUGGGUUGCCAUUUCCUCCUCCAGGGGAUCUUCCCAACCCAGGGAUCAAACCAAUGUCUCCUUAGGCAGGCGGAUUCUUUACCACUGAGAAUAUAACAGUAGAGUCCAUGUAAGGAAAUACUCCUAAAUGAGCCAAUGUUGAAAUUCAGGAUGAAAAGCUGCAUGAAGA